UAUGAUCAUAGGCUACUUCCCAUUGAAGAUGUUCACGAAGAUAGUGUGAAGAGAAAAAGAACCGACGGCAGAAACGUCGCCAUUAAAACUCUCGCCCGGCUUUGCGCACUGUGAUUGCACCCACUCACCUUCACCUAGUUUAACAUUUGUCAGUCUUCUCCAGCAAUGGUAGAUCCGAGCUUCCAGCUAUGGGAACAGCGACGUAACUUUACCCGUGCUUUCAAACUGGCUUGCUCCCAAAGCAACCAGCGCAGUAGGAAUCUCGCAUUUUUUCACUGCUCAACGCUUUAAAACCGUACUUCAAUGCUUCGUACCAGCCACCUCUCACGGAAAGGAAUUGUCUUCUCGCAGGCAACUUUUCAUUCUAACAAAAACUCCCACUGCUGCAGGGCUUACCUGCAAAGGCAGGGUGUGUCGUGGGAGAAAACCUGCAAGACGAAAAUGUGCAGCCUUGAGCGCCACGGAAAGAUCUUCCUCCUGAAAUUCAUGGAGGAAAAUGAACACAGGUUCACUCCCGAGCUCUGCUCCGACAUUCUUUCAGCCCUGAAAACAGUUGAACAGUCGGACGCCAGAGCCCUUGUCACCACUAAUGAUGGCAAGUUUUACUCAAACGGAUUAGACUUGGAGUGGAUGAAAGAAGACGCUGCCACAAGAUUCCCCCUUCUCCUUAGAGAAUUCGAGAGAGUCGUAUAUCAUAUGAUGAAAUUGAAUGUGCCCACCAUUGCGGCCGUGUGUGGCCAUGCGGCGGGUGGAGGGUUUCUGUUUGCCAUGGCACACGACUACAGAUACAUGAGGUCUGAUCGUGGCUUCCUCUACAACAGCGCCGUCGACAUAAAUGUUGUGCUUCCGUCAGGGUCUAUUGCUCUGCAGCGGACCAAGCUCUCUCCUCAGGUUUUCAGGGACGUCGUUUUGAAGGGCAUUAAGUACACGGGAGUUGAAGGGUUUGGCGCUGGCUUAGUUGAUUCCCUCUUCGAAGGUCCCACUCAAACCCUAGAGCAGGCGAUGAGAGAAGCUAAUGUCUUGGCGGACAAACCCUGGGAGAAGCCCGCUUAUCAGGGGCUCAGGAUGGCCAUGUAUUCAGAUGCAAUUCACAAGCUGGAGCUUGAUGUGGAUCAGGGUUUGCAUGCUGAAGAUAUGCUCAAAGAAAUCUAGCUUCAAAUUCUACUUGGCUUAAAGUUCCUCACGGAGGAGCGAAUCUGGUUAUGCGACUGUUGCUUAACUGGGACAGUCGUCGCCAACAUGGUUUCCUGUGCAGAUUUUUGCCCUUAGCCGUAUUUCCCACAAAACGGUUGCCUACUUUUUCUGUCCUUGAAAUGUUUUGUAUUAGACAUAAUUAUAACUACUACAAUUUGUGAAAGAUCCUGGACAUUAUGGGAGCUGUGUUUGCCUUAAACUAAUUUAAGCUUAUUGUGGGCAA
Cryptomeria japonica (Japanese cedar) is the source of this 1417-nucleotide messenger RNA. RefSeq names its product enoyl-CoA delta isomerase 2, peroxisomal. The record is from RefSeq and is a predicted model, not a curated record. Lineage: Eukaryota; Viridiplantae; Streptophyta; Pinopsida; Cupressales; Cupressaceae. Bases 304 to 1152 code for a protein of 282 amino acids. Gene Ontology annotation, biological process: fatty acid beta-oxidation. The transcript has 2 exons. Gene Ontology annotation, cellular component: peroxisome. Gene Ontology annotation, molecular function: enoyl-CoA hydratase activity; delta(3)-delta(2)-enoyl-CoA isomerase activity.